Molecule: messenger RNA, 534 nt
Organism: Didymosphaeria variabile
Lineage: Eukaryota; Fungi; Ascomycota; Dothideomycetes; Pleosporales; Didymosphaeriaceae
Exons: 2
Coding region: 1-534 (177 amino acids)
Molecular function (GO): protein binding
Source: RefSeq, a predicted model, not a curated record
AUGAGUUAUGAUGUACAAGCUACUGUAAAUGGAGAAACGGCUACUUUCUCUGCCGGCACGGCCGAGACUAAUCGAUGGGACUCGCAAUGGCCAUUAGACGGCUGGAAAUAUACAGUCUCUGUCCGUGCGGUUGCAGGUAAUAUUCGAAGCGCCUACACGUCCUCUGUAUCAGCAGUAGCUACCCCUGAACUACCACCGCCACCGGCGAACAUCAACAUACAGCCUACUAGUAACGGAGUAAGAAUUACGUGGGACGCUCCUCCUAACUCAGGCUCAAUUGUCGAGUAUAAUGUCCUUUACUGGGACUGGGAGUGGGACCACUGUAUGUAUAUUGGUGGCGCAGCUUUUAAGAGUUCUCCUGCUAUUAUUACGGAUAUGAUUCCAGGUCGUAACUAUGCCUUCUUCCUAGUAACGUGGAAUCAAAAUGGACAAGGGCUUCCAGAAGGGGGCAUGGCUGCAGUGCCGGGUGCAGGCACGCCUCCUAUUCCAAGCGGACUGAAGGUAAAUUCGAAUGACCCUACUACAGUACAGUGA